UACCCACGAGGGUAUAUAUAUAGAGCGUGAGGUACCCCUCAGGGUAUAUUUAUAUAGAGAGAGUGAGGUACCCACCAGGGUACAUGUAUAGAAAAAGUGAGGUACUCAUGAGGGUACAUAUAUAGAGAGAGUAAGGUACCUACGAGGGUAUAUAUAUAGAGAGAGAGUUUGAGGUACCCACGAGGGUAUAUAUUGAGAAAGUUUUAGGUACCCCUGAGGGUAUAUAUAUAUAGAGAGAGAGAGGUACCCUGUGGGUAUAUAUAGAGAGAGAGAGUGGGGUACCCACGAGGGUAUAUAUAUAUAAAGAGAGAGUUUCAGGUACCCACGAGGGUAUAUAUAUAUAGAGCGUGAAGUAGCCCUGAGGGUAUAUAUAUAGAGAGAGUUUCAGGUACUCCUGAUGAUAUAUAUAUAGAGAGAGAGUGAGGUACCCCGGAGGGUAUAUAUAGAGUAAGUGAGGUAUCCGCGAGGGUAUAUAUAUAGAGAGAGAGUUUGAGGUACCCACGAGGGUAUAUAUAUAGAGAGAGUAAGGUACUCCGAGGGUACAUAUAUAGAGAGAGUGAGGUACCCACGAGGGUACAUAUAGGGAAAGUUUUAGGUACCCCUGAGGGUAUAUAUAUAUAGAGAGAGAGAGGGUGAAGUACCCACGAGGGUAUAUCUAGAGAGAGAGUAAGGUAUCCACGAGGGUAUAUAUGUAGAGAGAGUUUGAGGUACCCACGAGGGUGUAUAUAUAUAGAGAGAGAGAGUUUGAGGUACCCACGAGGGUAUAUCUAGAGAGAGAGAGUUUGAGGUACGCCCGAGGGUAUAUAUAUAUAGAGAGAGAGGUACCCACGAGGGUAUAGAGAGUGGUGCUCACGACGAUUUAGCCAUAGUGAUCGGUUCGUUUCUUAUGUUUUAGGAUCUUGAUUCCGUUUUUGUAUCGGGCUUCUUCAGUAGCGAAGGGUUUUCACGGUGCCUUGUGUAAAUAAAGUUUUUGAUCAGUGUUUUUUCGAUCCAACUGCAGUGUUUUUUAUAUGGAUUUAUAAGAAUGCUUCGAAAUAAAAUCAAUCUGAUCGUGCAAGAUCUUAUAGAUCGCUCUUGCUGGACACUGAUUGUAAUUCUUGAUGUAAGAAAUCAGAGACUACGAUUUUUCGUACGAUUUUCCGUAUGAUCUUGUAUGAUCAUACAAGAUAUUGAUAUAAGAUCGGACACGAACGUACAAGAAUCUGAGUCUGAUCUUAGCGUCUGAUUUGUUGCCCUGGGUUUCCAAGAAUUACAUAAUCUUAUCAAAACAGGUUCUAAUAAACGUAGUCUCCAACGUUUAAAACUCUCAUCGGAUUUAUUUACUUUAUACAAAGUCGAUGAUCAAACUCAAACAUCAGACUUUUUGAUAAAAGUACAGGAAAAAGCCAGACAACAUGAAUCGAUUACUACUCUUGCUGAAUUACAAGCACUCUUAGAAAAAUAUGACUCUUUCACUAACUUAAAUCGUCAAUUAGCAGCAGAUGGCUCAAUAAUAUGGAAAUUGAAAAUUGAACCAUCUGUAUUAGAAAACAUCAAUGAUGAUACGUUACAUCAUUUCUCCAAAUUAUCCGAGCAGGAUGCAUUGUUUUUUCGUUACUUUAGCAUAUCUGUGAUUCCUUUUCUUAAAUUAUAUGCCAGGCAAACUGAUUUGGAUAAUAACAUUCUUUGUUCAUUCAUCAUUUCGAUUACUAUGUCAAGCAAUUGCAUUGUUACAGCAUUAUGCGAUCAAAAGAAGUUAAUUCGAGUUCAUGAAAAAGAAUUAUUUGUUGAUAUCGAAAUGGAAGAAGAUCGUUGGCUCGAACUUACUAGAGCAUUCGAUAAAAAUCGUCAUGAUUAUGGAUAUUCUUCUUUUUUUUAG
Molecule: messenger RNA, 1858 nt
Organism: Rotaria sp. Silwood2
Lineage: Eukaryota; Metazoa; Rotifera; Eurotatoria; Philodinida; Philodinidae
Source: the annotation of a GenBank genome assembly